AAAAGAAAAUGGAAUCAUCAUGAAGAUGUUGCACUUGUUACAGCUUUGAUUGAUUUGCACAAUAUAGAAAAAUACAAUGCUGACACUGGUUUUAGAGGGGGUUAUUUAAUAGAACUUGAAAAUAUGCUUGCAACAAAAUUACCAAAUGCAAACUUGAAGGCGAAGCCCCAUAUAGAGUUUAGAAUAAAGACUUUGAAAAAAGAAUGGACUAUUAUAUAUGAUAUGGUGCAAGGGACACAUACUAGUGGAUUUGGGUGGGAUGAUCAAAGAAACAUGGUUGUUGCUGAUGAUCCUGUAUGGGAAUCUUACAUACAGAGUCACAAGGAGGCUGCCCCUUUUAGAAGAAAGAGUUUUCCCUUCUUCAAUGAGCUAAGUAUAAUUUAUGCAAGAGAUCGUGCAACAGGGAAAGAUGAUGAGGAUUUUUCCAAUAUUCAACCUCAAACUUCAGCUCCCAGAAGUGACACAACUUCAACAAGGAAGAAGAAAAGGCUAAAUGAGACGGGUGAUCCCAUCACAUCUAAAUCAAUUAUUGCUGCUGCAACGAUAUUGGGUGAAAACAUAAAAAAGGCUGGAAUUGAGUUUAGCAAAAGUGUUGGGGCAGAGGUGAACAUACAACAAAAAGCUCAAGAGUUGGAUGGGAUUUUAGGUCAAGUAGAGGGAUUGACAGCGAUGGAAAGGGUUUUAGCUUCAAUUAAACUUCCAGAAUCUCCAACUCUUAUGUUUGUGUUUUUUAGUAUUGAUCCUGAUCGAAGACUUGAAUGGCUGAGGACAUUUCUUGCUGACCGUUGAGC
Molecule: messenger RNA, 791 nt
Organism: Theobroma cacao (cacao)
Lineage: Eukaryota; Viridiplantae; Streptophyta; Magnoliopsida; Malvales; Malvaceae
Source: RefSeq, a predicted model, not a curated record